AUGUCCGAAUUCUUCAAGGCUAGCAUCAAGCACAAUGCCUCAAUUCGAAGGGACAGACGCCUCCACAAGCUUGACGAUGACAUAGGCGUGAGCAUCAUGGACUUGGCCAAUUUACCCAACGAGACCAGUAUUUUCACGGAAGUGGCCGCGGAAGAAAGACCAGCUUCAAGCUGUACGAUCAGACCUAAUUCUACUGCGGCCCUGAAUGGAUCAUGGGCACUCAGCCCACUUGCACCGCCCAGCUUCUCAUCAGCCGCGAGCCGCCCGGCCGUUCCUAUCCAGCUGCACCUGAGCUCUGCCAUGCUCUACUUGGAUCACGUCUUUCCCUUCCUGUUCCCAUUCUAUCAGCCGCCUCUGAUCGAGACUGGACGGCAGUGGCUCUUAGGUCUCCUCUGUCAGAACGACGUCUCGUUCCAUUUAGCCUCUAGCCUAAGCGCAUACUUUUUCUCACUCGUCCAGAAUGAUGGACAUACGCACGACGACUGCAGAGACAUCGUAUGGAACAAACUGAUUGAGCAGAUGGACCUCGCUCUCAGCUCGAUUCAAAACAGCAUCUCUGAAACACGAGGGACGCUGCUUGAUAAGAUUAGGGUCAUGCAAGAUAUUGGUCAGUUUCUUGUAGUGGAAGUCAUAGUUCGUACUGAAGCGGACUGGAUGAUCCACCUUACUCCAGCGAUGUGCCUCUUUGACGAAAUCUUCGCGAGACACGAGCCAAAAGGAUCGCCGUCGAGUAUUACUGCACUGUUACAGGCCCUGCCGUCGGGAAUUCCACCACAUAUUGUGCAUCACAAAAGCCUGCCUAACACGGCAGACCAGUCAGCUCUUAUCUUCUUUGCAUCUCUCUUACUCUUUGUGGACAUCAUCGCGAGCACUGCCUUGGGAUCUACACCAUCUCUACGCAAACAUCACAGCCUUCUUAGCGACUUAAGGUUGGAGAAUGUGGUAGGCUGUCAAACUUGGGUACUCGAAGCCAUCGCCAGCACAUCGGCUCUCUGUGCCUGGAAGCAGGACGCCAAAGAACGAGACAAACUUUCUUUUUUCCAGUUGAUCAGGCUCGCAAACCCGAUAUCGACAUCUCUAGAGAAAGGUCUUGCAGAGCUGGAUUCCCUGCCAUCCCUGACUAAACCCAGACUGAGUGCUUAUUACGCCCUUGGUCACGUUGAUCGCGAGCGCGUCAUAGCGACGAAGAUAUGGGCCAACGCUGCACUCAUCUAUCUCUCCGUCAGCGUCUUUGGAUGGCAGGUCAACAACGUCGAUGUUCAGAGCAGCAUCUCUCGGGUAUUAUCUCUGGUGGAGAACAUUGACUCACCUGCACAGCUACGGUCCUUGUCGUGGCCGCUUUGCAUAGUAGGUUCCAUGGCAUCAACAGAGCAGGAACAAUCUUUCCGACGUAUUGCUACCGGCCGAGGCGCAUUAGAUCGAUUCGGGACUCUCUCCACCGCACUGUGCAUCAUGGAAGCGAUCUGGAACUCUAUAGAUGUUGAUAGAAGUGACUGGGAGAUAUCAACGGCUUUAAACGUCCUUGGCUCACCAGCACUGCUCUUUUGA
This is a messenger RNA of Cyphellophora attinorum, 1548 nucleotides long. RefSeq lists its product as uncharacterized. The record is from RefSeq and is a predicted model, not a curated record. Gene Ontology annotation, cellular component: nucleus. Gene Ontology annotation, biological process: positive regulation of transcription by RNA polymerase II. Gene Ontology annotation, molecular function: transcription cis-regulatory region binding; DNA-binding transcription factor activity. The coding region runs from base 1 to 1548 and encodes 515 amino acids. Lineage: Eukaryota; Fungi; Ascomycota; Eurotiomycetes; Chaetothyriales; Cyphellophoraceae. The transcript has a single exon.